Messenger RNA from Exophiala oligosperma, 1756 nucleotides. RefSeq lists its product as hypothetical. The transcript has 4 exons. Gene Ontology annotation, cellular component: phagophore assembly site membrane; extrinsic component of membrane; cytosol. The record is from RefSeq and is a predicted model, not a curated record. The coding region runs from base 543 to 1520 and encodes 325 amino acids. Gene Ontology annotation, biological process: protein localization to phagophore assembly site; protein lipidation; nucleophagy. Lineage: Eukaryota; Fungi; Ascomycota; Eurotiomycetes; Chaetothyriales; Herpotrichiellaceae. Gene Ontology annotation, molecular function: phosphatidylinositol-3,5-bisphosphate binding; phosphatidylinositol-3-phosphate binding; protein binding.
CGGUUUGACACUUCGCUAACAGCGACGGUGGGCACUGGGAUUCAGUAAUUUGCACUUGCGAAGCCCGACGACAACACUCGACGGGAAGAAUUGUACCCGGGUACUUAAUCAAUGGACCUGCUCAGGGAACAAGCAGUUCGACAGUGAGCUGGCCCGGCCGUUCCAGAAUGUCCGUGAACUUCGUUACCUUCAAUCAGGACUACAGCCACUUGGCUGUAGGCACCUCGAGAGGAUUCCGAAUCUUCACAACCGAUCCCUUUGCGAAAUGCUUCGAGUCCAGAGAUGCCGGCAACAUCGCUAUACUCGAAAUGCUAUUCUCGACUUCCUUAGUGGCCCUCAUACUCUCACCGAGGAGACUCCAAAUCAAGAACACGAAAGUAGGACAAGUACACCAGGGUUUCCCGAGGCUUUGCUGACCAGAGCAGAGAGAUUCCAUAAUAUGCGAGCUCACCUUCCCCACCACGGUUCUGGCGGUGCGGCUGAAUAGAAAGAGAUUGGUGAUCGUCCUAGAAGACCAGAUAUAUCUGUAUGACAUACAGACGAUGAAGCUGUUAUACACCAUUGAGACGUCUCCGAACCCCACAGCGAUUUGUGGCUUGUCUCCUUCCUCAGACAAUUGCUACAUAGCUUAUCCCUUGCCACAGAAAGCUUCUGCAUCCUCAUUCACUCCUCCUUCUCAUGCGCCGCCCAACAGCACGCAUGUCCCUCCGACCUCGGGCGAAGUUCUUCUGUUCGAUGCUAUCAAACUGGAGGCUGUCAAUGUGGUGGAGGCACACCGGUCACCUCUGUCUUGUGUAACGUUCAACAACGAGGGAACUAUCCUGGCGACCUCUUCUGACAAAGGAACGAUCAUUCGCGUAUUUUCUGUCCCUGACGCGCGCAAACUAUACCAGUUCAGAAGAGGGUCGAUGCCUGCUAGGAUAUACAGUAUGGCGUUUAACAUCACGUCCACUCUUCUGUGCGUGUCAUCGGCCACAGAGACUGUUCAUAUCUUCAAGUUAGGUCCUGCGCAAAGUCGUUCGCCCGAUCAAGACGAAGUUCCUACUUCGCCCACCAAAGUCAGUUCGGCCUUCACCAGACGAUUGAGCCAAGGAAGUGACACCCUGUACGACCAGAAUGAGGCUGAUGAAGACGGGCCCGAAUCUCCUACAACAAUAUCAGGCCGCAAACCGAACGGUACACUAAUGGGUCUACUACGGAGAACUUCUCAGCAUGUAGGGACCAACCUUGCCUCAACAGUAGGCGGAUAUCUUCCCAAAGGUAUGGCAGAAAUGUGGGAACCUUCGCGAGACUUUGCUUGGAUUCGGCUCCCAAAGAGCAAUUCGGGGACUUCCCCAAGUCAGCUACGAAGCGUGGUUGCCAUGAGUCCGAAUUCUCCCCAUGUUAUGGUGGUGACGAACGAGGGCAACUUUUACGUUUUCAGCAUUGAUUUAGCGAAGGGUGGAGAGGGCACUCUGGUCAAACAGUACUCGGUGCUUGAUAUCAACGACAAGAUGGGUGGGUCAGCGAUGGACUUUUGACCAGGCAUAAUCUCGACAGAGGAGUCCCUCCUGGAAGGCUGAAUGACUUAGCGUUGGCGUUAUGGAAUGCUGUUGGUCUGUUUAAAAGAUCCAUCUAUACUCAUGGAGCAGAGAGAAAUGGUUUUGAUUCAGCAUGAUUUUGAUGAUGACACUAUUGAAAGACAUCCAGAAUUCCAAUUCAUUGCUCUGUGUUGUACUUGGAACUCGGUACCGAGGACCUAUGUACUGUACUUCGU